Messenger RNA from Porites evermanni, 22723 nucleotides. The record is from the annotation of a GenBank genome assembly. Lineage: Eukaryota; Metazoa; Cnidaria; Anthozoa; Scleractinia; Poritidae.
AUGAGGACUUGGUUUAGGGGACCAUUGCUUCCAAGUAAACCGAGCUUCAAAAUCCGAAAAAGCAAGGUAAGAAAAUUUUCAAUUUCUAAAUUAAAUUAACUCAUAAAAAAUUGUAUUGCGGAUUUGAAAUGUUUAUGUAGGAAUCAGGCGGCGAUGCGUUCGGUAUUUAAUCACUGUUGUUUUUUUACCUCGCGUCUAAGAUACAAAAACAAAGGAUUAUACAAAUUGAAUUCGAUGUAGACAAUAUGACGAGAUUCUGGACAAGUCUGUUAAAACUGCCGAGUCUGCCAUGCCAUGACGGAUUAACGAGGUUCUGACGGCAGAAAUGAUUAUACGCGAUAUUAAGAAAUAUUGCAACGUCUUUACAUGGUAUAUCAAAUCACUAGUGCUACAAAAUGCCUGGCGAUUGUUGAGCUGGCAACUUCUAGUAUGGUUCGCUACGAGUGCCUCAUACUAAUUAGUAGAACCAUGUAAAUCAAUUCUUAGCACCUGACAAAAUUCUGCACGAUACCUUCCUUUCAACCUCUAGCCAUCUUACGGCAGCGAGAAAACUUUAAAAAAAACCCGUCUCUUUAUUAUAAAUUAGCUCACAGUUGUUGAUACCUACAUGGUCUAUUCUGAUAAUAAAAGCAGCACAAGUUGUUGACAGAUAACGGAAAAUCAGAGUCACGUUUUACAGGUCAAGCGAUGGUUCUUUCUAGGAAUUAAAUUUGUUCUUCUAAUCCUUCCUGACAUUGGAUCCAAACACAUUAACACAUUUACACGUACGAAGACAAAACGCUUACAUCGGUGCAAUGCGAUUACUGAUACAUAUUGUAAAUGUUCACUGCAUGACUAUAAGAGUUAUGUAGUGGUUUCAAUAGAAAACAGCGGUAACUGAAUUGUAUCGAGAUUGAGAGAACUGCGAUAACAUGAGAGAUCUCAGUAUGGAAUUGUUUACUUCUUGCCUGAGAAAGGUAACAUAACAAUUUUAUAUUUGAUUGAAUAAUAUUUUAAAUCAUCCUAUCAUGGAUUAUUUUCAUCACAAGCCGGAUCUCCGUUUUUUAUAUUCUAGCUAAUAUUUGAACGUUUAAUGCUAUUUUUUCAGGCAAAACAAUUGACAAAGUAGGGUUUAGUAUAAUCGGUAUGGCGCGCUAAACUUUGCCAGCGUUUUAGCGAGUAAAAAGCGCUCGUCUGUAAUUCUUGCAAAUGAAAUUAAUUUCCUCGUUAUUUAUGUAAAGUGCGAGGGUCACAUAUCGCAAAGUCAUUUAUACCGACUGGUUUUGCGAGGAGUUUAUAACUUUAUCAGUCUACAUUCAAAAAUCCAAGACGUUCUCACUUCUUAUUCGCUUACAUUAGAAAACGUGAACACGUCAAGAAAUUGCUUAAAAAAUUGAAUUCCUAAGCUUUUUUCGCAAAGGAAUUUACAUCCGUCAGGGUUUUUCCUCAUUCUCAAUUUUGAAAAGAAAACUUUGAUAGCUAGAAAAUGCGGAGCAAAUGAACACAAGACAUACGUAAGAGAAGGAAAAGGAACAAAACUUUUAAAACCACAUAGGUCGUGUCUUUCAAUGGCAUCAAUCACGUUCAUCUUUCAAAGUCAAGCAUACUUGAAGAUUUUAAGAUUAGGAAUGUGUUCACCUCUCGAUCUCACAAGCCUAUAGGGUGUUAUAUAGACCAAUCCACAGAGCCCCCUUAAGUAUAUUACUUAUUGUUUCUUCCGUUGCCAAGGUUAUGCACAUCCCCGCACAUUUCCGAAUUCCAACCUUCAUAAAUACGAUAAGCUUAUAUCUUCUUUGUAAAGAGCAGGUUUCCCGGUGGCGCCUAGUUUCAAACAGGGCGAAAUGGCAAAAUGAAGACUGUAAGCGUAUGUCUCUCUUUUGCUGUUUCUUUAUCUAAAGAAUAUACAAUAUUUGACUGAUUUGUUUUUUUUUUCUUUUGAGGAUCAAUUAAGUCACUCUUUCUGGCGUCUCCAAUAUCGUUUGAUACAGUAGGUAACAGACAAGCAUUCCGAGUAUAUGACCACGUUUUAAUUUGUUUCGAUGUUUUGACACCUUGUUCAAAUUAAAAUGAACGCAGCAGAAUAACUAAAAACUAAGCUUCAUUUUCUGCAGCUGUUCUCUUAUCAUUGUAAUUCAAUCGCCAAAUUUAUUUUUAACUAAUAAUAAUAUUGUCUAUUUCAAGAAUUAAUUCUUUCCAAAAACGUUAAGCUUGUUAAAUUGAUUACGCCAUCGAUAUGAUACAGAUUAUCAUCGAGUAAAUGCUCGAAAAGAGAAAAUAUAAUUCUAAAAUUUUAGAGAUUUUUCAAAAUCUAAAACAGAGUUUCUCGGAGCCAUUCACUUCCAUAGUUUGUCAGGUUCCUCUUGUUGUGAAAUUAAAGAAUAAGAUUUCCGCGGUUAGCGUUUAAAUAUUGUUUAACCAUCCGUGUUGAAUAUCACACGAUCCGAUAAAUAUAACCAACCGGCUUAGGAAAAUGUGGCUCGGUUAAUGUUUUGUCCUUUUAGUGGAGACUUUCGCGAUUUUGAUGGAUUUUGGUGGAUUGGUGCUACAAGAAGCCGAGAUUUCAAAUUUUAUCCUGGAUAUUUCAAAAAACAACAACAACAUUAAGUAGUUAAGACUGUUUUUGGAACAAAGACACCGCGUAUACAAAAGAAAGUCGGCGAAAACAAUUACGAUGGACUAAACCAUAACACCAAAUAACUUUCUUUGUGUAAUAAUUGUUCUAUUUUAAAAUAUUCAUAAUGUAUAUUUAUUUUUAGUCAUUCAGUUCAAUAACCGCCUAAAGAGAAAAUAGUUGAAGCAAAGCUUUAUCACGCAUAAAAAAGAAACAAUGUUAAAAGCAAAAUGAUAACACCUACUUAGUAACACGUGCUGAUAACGCAAUUCAUUUCACAGCGUCAUGCCGAGCUAAAUCAUUUGUUUUAUUUUGAUUUUUUACUGAAUGUUCGAUCAAAAUAUUUCAUUGUGGUUUUGGUUAGACAGAAAUAGGCUUUCCAUUUGCUCUGUGACUGAAAUACGCAGAGCUAAGUCACAUAAAGUGAACGACCAGACAAAGUUUUGAUUACGCCGUCCGUUUUUCCAAGUCUUCGAAACAACCUGUUGUUAACGGGUGUGCCGGUACCCGCAGGUAGCAAAUAACAGGGUUCUAACUAAGUCACUCUAAGUAAGUCAACUUUGGACGAAUCUCCAACAUGAAAGGAGGAGGCGAUGUGCCUGAGUGUGGCCGAGUGUGGCCGAGUGGUUAGAACGCCGGACUUGCAAUGCGGAGUCCCCGAUUUCAAGUCCUGCUAUGACCGCUAGCUGGAUUUGUUCAUGGUAGUCCCGAGUUCAAAUCCUCGACCACACUUGUAAAUAACUAACUGGUUUGCCUCCGGCCAGUUGGGAUUCUUAGCCCUAUUAAGUUCAGUUUGAAUUGUUUGUUUCAGGCAUUUACUCGGCCCCACUAGCAUUAGUGCUAUAAAUACUGCCGAGGGUAAAUAACGGAAUUAUUGUUAUUAUUAUUAUUUGAAGAGGGAACACCAACACUAUGGAAAUCAAUUUUAUUUUCGUCGUUUUGUCUCAAAUACUGCUCUCAAUUCAAAUAUAUUUUAAACUUCAAUUAGAACUUAAAAAGCAAUGAACAUGCUAUCCCGCACGAUAAUAAAUGACAAAAAGAAAACAUGCUGAGAAUGUGAACAAUACAUGGAGUACUGAAAACAGUGGUACUACUGACCAUCAGGAAACGUGUAAAGCGUCACCCUGAAAGACCAAAGUAAUAACCCUAUACUGUUGUGGUUUUUUUUCAACAACUGCAUGGCGAUCGUAAAGAUAGGUUGAAAUAAUCAUCAUGGUUAGCUUAAGUGCUUUUCGUUUUUAUUUUAUGAAGAGAUCAAGUACAUCCAGUACAAUUUGACCACAUCACACAUCAACUUGCCAACGAUUAGACCAACAUCGCGAACCUACAGGCUUUCAAGGUCGACAUUGUCAAACCGCUACUUAAGCUGAUCGCGUUUUUCAGUUUAUAUUUGAUAAAAUCUGUUUUGGUAUUGCUGCUACACAGAAAAGGUAAACGUAGUAAGAAUUCUAUGAGUUUAAAAAGGCAGAGGAUUUUGCAAAAGUUGCAAAAAGAGUAAACAUAUUUAAAAAGUGUACAUGUACACAAUCAGAGGGAAGGCUAUAAUAUAUCUUUUAGUCUGCGUUGGAUAACCAGCUCUCACUUUAACUUUUGCGCAACAUCUCGAUCGGAAACGCUGGCUACGCGGGCUGAAAAUAAGUGGCGAUUUCGAAUCGGCACACUUGAGGAGCACUGAAGAGCAUUGAUGUCAAUGCAGGCUAGCUGAGGCAAAGCACGAAAUACUCAUAUCAGUUGCGUACAGCUAAUACUAGAGCCGCAAGAGGAAGACAGCAAGAAUACAGCCUUCAGCUGACAUUAAAUGUGGAUUUUUUUUUUCUUGAAAGUAAAUUUUGCGGAGGGGUUAGCCGUAGGCGGCGCUAAUUUUAAGAGAAGUUAUUAGCAGCCGUUAUAAACGCGGCUUGAAUUGGGUGAUUAUGUAAUAAAAGCGUGUAUAGAUCUCUCAAGGAUACCUUAAUCAGGCUGUGUAUACACUAUGCAGGAUAAUUUUUCAUGUCGACAGUUUUUAAUUGUUCUUGUACUGUUUCUAUUUUUAUUGUAGGUUUCACUGUUAUAUCAACUGUAGUUUUUAAUUAAUUGAAGUUAAUUGUAGUAUAUGAAGGGCCGCACUGAAGAGCACCUUUUGGUGAAAUGGGCUCCCUGAUGCUAAAAUAUCGUUAUUGUUAUUAUUAUUAUUAUCUCUUUUAUCACAGUCUUUGCUGAUGUUCUUUUUGUGCAUCAGCCGGGCGCAAACCAUGCACCCAGAGCGUCAGUCACUCAAGUCAAUCAUUCUGUUCAUACACUGAGUACCUUUCCGAGAAUUCGCGCAGAUCCCAGCAUGCAGAUCUUUUGAAUCUCUGUCAUGGUAGCUCUCUCUGAUACUUUCUUGAUGUUUUCUACCAUACCCUUCUUCACUGUACCAAGAGCUCCAACAACUACAGGGAUCACUACGGUUUUCAUACGCCACAUUCUCUGUAUUUCUAGUUUUUGUACUUGCUUUAUUAUUAUUAUUAUUAUUAUUAUUAUUAUUAUUAUUAUUAUUAUUAUUAUAAAUAAAUAAUUGUAAAUAAUUAACUUUUUGAUGCUUUUUAUAAUUGUUAUUAGUAGUUUUUAGAUAGUCAUUUUACGACAAUUCUCUUUCGUACACAAGAAGAAUGUACAUAGGGUAUAUAUUUUAAUAUUCAUAUUCUUGAAUCCGUAAAUAGUCUAUUUUUUGAAUCUAUGAAUAAAGUUUAAUUUAUUAUAAAUUAAAUAAAAAAAUUAUUAUUAUUAUUAUUAUUAUAAAAGCUAUCCAGUAAAUUAUGAACACCUGUACACACUGCGCCAAAGAGCAGUACAUAUCCCGUAUGUAAGGAUCCACUGUUAACAAAGGUGUAGCGUUGCUCCGUUUGCGCCUAAAUUACCGUUCUCAUAUGUGAAAAGGAGCUAUAUCAGAUAUGGUUUUCAUACCAGCACAAGAACUACCCGGUAUAGUGUGAAAUAGCCUCAGUAUCCAGAAAAUAUGUAUAUCCUUUCAUACUGCAAAAUCCUCCUAAAAUGUGAACAAAAUGAAAGAACAUACAAAAUCCACGCCAAAGAAGUCUCAUUUGAAUGGUCACAAAGUGUAGGACUCAGUCUCGAACGUAAAUAGACCUGCAUCCCAUGGGGUUUUUUUCGUGUAAUUUUUGGCUGUUAUAUUAAGGUAACCAUGGCGACUAACUAAAUGAUAUUCUUAUUAAAAACAACUGAAUAUCAAUUUAGUUAAAUAAAAAAGAAUUAAAUGAUUUUUUAAUGAAGGUUGUCAAAUUAUUUUCUGACAACUAAGAAAUAAUUAUUUUCUUUGGUUGUUGGUUCCAUUUCGUCCUUUUGAAAAUGCGAUCCUAGCUCUGUUUCGCUUAAGUCUGUCUUAGAAUAAUAUUGGAAGAAUUGUACAAUGUCUGAGCCUCAACUGAUCUGAUCACUUGUCUAAGUAUAUUAAUAUAUUUUGAACAAAAUGUUACAAAUUUGAUGAAGUGCUCCUUAAAAGCUGAAUACUAAUAUUGAACCUUUUUAGAGCAAUUAGACAUAUAAAGUCUAAGAGCAAUGUUUAUUCAGCAGCAUAAAAAUAGAGCAGUAUUUUUAUAAAUUUCUCCCUGUUUCCAACACAAACUGGACAACAAGUUAGAUUUCCUUAAAAAGAACUUGUUUCCUGUUUACACUCGUAAACAUUUUGCUUACUGGUUUUAAAUGAUUACAAUUUGUUUUAAUCUUCUCUGAAGUGUUAUUCUGAAUUCGCUUCUAGUUUAGUUACCUGUUAGGUUCUGUUAGCGUGUCUGCAACACAAAAUUAACCCGCUUUUGAGCUAUCCGGCUUGAAAUGAAAUAUUGUUAACCAGAGUUGCAAAAAAUAACUAUGACCAAAAUUAAAGAUUUAUUUCGUGGUUGAGAGAGUAACUUGCGGGAAGGUUACUAAGGAAACGCUGAUUGUUUUCACAAUAACAACCACGCAGAUGCUAUACGAAAGGAAUUUAAAACGUUUCAGCUUUCGUGAACAUACACAGUCCUAUAAAUACUACAGCUUUGUAGAGAUAUUACACGAGAGACGGCGUCUAUUAGUCGGGUUUAAAAUAGCAAACAUAAAGACGGUAUCUCUGGAAUCAAUCUCAAACUCCUGUGGUUGGUUAAAAACACGAUCGGCUUGCUUUUAUAUUAUAACCCGGGUAUGUUUUAAACUGAUCGCGUGCAAGUCUGAAAUGAGGCCUUAAUCACAAAUAUAAGUCUAGUUAAUAGCACAACAAUAUCUACAACUGAUACAGUACAAGUUGGUUAAGUUAAAUCAAAGGAAGGUAAACAACAGAAGCAAAAAAUGAAUGAGGCACGACACAAGAAAGCAAUUCUAGUGUUUGGCAUAAAAUUCCAGAAACAGUAACACUUCGAACAUAAAAAAAGUCGAAAAAAGUCUUGUCAUUACCAUUUCCACCUAAGCCACCUUGUUACCCCCCUCCCGGCAAAAAAAACUUGCAUAAAUUUCUCUUGGCAUGAGUGUAACACCCAAGAAAAUCCUGAAACAAUGGUUAUGCAAAAUUUUGGAGGCUACCCCCAAAAUUUUGCAUAAAAAAGGUGAAUUAUGGGCAAUAUGAAAAUGGUAUGGAGAAAAAUAUUUAAAACCUUUUUAUUAUAGUAUCAAUAUGUACUGAGUCUUUUAAAUGAUCAAAACUGUUACAUCACGGACGGACUCAAGUUAUAAGUCUGAACCAUCAAAUUUAAGUCAUCAAUAGAUUAUUUGUGAAAGGAUCUCCUUGGCAUUCACUGUCUUUAAGCCGAGAAAAAAUAACAAUUUGAUAGAAUUUUUUUUCCUUUGUAAAAGAAGAGGAAAGUUUAUUAGUAAUAGGUCCCAGUCCCGCUCAGAAAUCUAUCUCACAUUGCCUUGUGAUACUUUAGUUCCCACAGUGUACUGAUUAACCACCACCAGUUGAGGGGUCAACCAGAUUUGCAUUUGUCCAUUUCUUAAGUUCUCCCUUCUUCGUCAGUCAUUUCUCUUUAUUCAUGACCGCUAAUUCUUACAAACAAAUACAUUAUUUAUUUUCCUCUGGAUUUGGCUUUUUUGGGUGAGAAGGUAAUUGACGCAUAAAAAAUUAUUAUACAAAGUUGUUAACAGCUCGUAUUACUGUUAAAUUAACGAAUUCAUUUACUCCAGAUCGAGACAUCGCUUAUUGCUUAUUACCCGAACAUAAUUAUCUACACUUCUCUGGUUCAAACGUGUUUUCGCUAUAAUAUAUUCAACUAAUAAUUUGACAACUUUUCAGCUGCACAAUAAUUCUAUUUGUGACCUCAUAUUUUGUAUUCUUCAAAAUUUGCGCUGCUAGGACGAAGCGUUUUUCGUUUGCCAUCGGCAUGAUACUUUGUGCAAGGGCUGUUAUGCCUCGCUUGCAUGCGACAUCUUCAGUUUCCACGAUGACGUCAUCGGUUUUACUGCAACUACCAGAAUUCAUUUUUUAUUGCUUUCGUUAUUCAAGUGAAUCUUGAAUAUAUUUGCCCCCCACAAAUGUAAAAGAUAUCGUAAAAAGAAGUUAAAGGGGAAAAAAUUGAAAAUGGUUAAAAAUAAACUAGAAAAAAGAAAAAAGGUACCUUAAAAUGUCCUUGUAAUACUAAAAUGCUUGCGACUUGCAUUAAUGUUUAAGAAUCUCUCGAGAAAAUAUUUCUUGUCAUGCUUUUAAGCUUGUUGUCUUGACGAUUCCAAAGGCGAGUCGCACUUGCAUGAAAUGUUCGCAGACCCGCGUCUAACCAGCAUUUCGGUACAGCCAAGGCAUUAUUAGAAGAUAAUCGAGUGUUGUAGCUAUGGGUAUUUUUUAUAUAAGUUCUAUAACUUGUGAAUCAAUCUGGACAUUCCUUGUUCACAAUUUUGAAAAUCAUAUUCAACUAAAAGCUUCUGGUAGUUAUGUUAAGAUGAUGAUAUAUCUGUGGCCUAUCCGUAAAUAUUUUAUUAACCAAUUACUAUAAAUUUAUAAAUUUAAAAAAUAUUUUGUUAAAAGAAGAAGUAAUUUUGGAUAUAUUCAAUGAAAAAGAAUCUGAAACAUUUUCCUGUUUAUAUUUCUAUAUUUCUUUCUCAACACUUUGAUUUUUUAAUAUUGGCAUUUCUUUUUUACUCAUUAGAAUUUGCAAAACGAAUUUCUCAUUUCAACAACAAAAAAUCAAAUCCAUGAGAGUCACCUCUCCUGUAUUGUAACUAAUUAUUGAUUUAUUAUUAUUAUUAUCAUUAUUAUUAUUAUUAUUAUUAUUAUUAUUAUUAUUAUUAUUAUCAUUAUUAUUAUCAUCAUCAUUAUUAUUAUUACUAUUAUUAUUAUUAUUUGAGAAACUCACCAGUUUAGUUUCCUUUCCCAGCGUUUAAUCUUCUUUUGGUUAUCAGAAUUUCUUUUUACUAAUUCGAACUUCAAAGAGAAAUUUUCAUCCUAAUAACAACUAAAAAGCGUUGGAUGAUCAACUGCUACAUUCUCAUCUCAGAUAAUACAAUUAGUUAUAGAUUCAUAAUUUGAGAAGAAUUUACGAGUACUGGUAAUAUAAUUACGACGCACAAUUUUAUGCUUCCGAAGGCACCUGUUGUUUUGUCUGGGCCAAUCUGCGAUUAAAUCACCAAAGUUUAAGAUUUCACAUUGUUUUCAUGGUCCAGUGAAACAGUUUGACAUCCUUUUGCCAAAUGCUUAGUCACGUCGAGAAUUUUAAUUUAACUUUGUGAAACACUGAAGAAGGCUAUUAGCUGUUACAAGAAAAGCAUUAUGAGCUAUGAAAGUGCCGAGGGCUGAGGUAAGAUAUUCGACAUGUUUUUUACUUUUUGAUUGAUACAUCAAGACAGUAUUUCUUACUAAAGACUUGAAACGAAAAUAUGGACAUGCUAUGUGAAUUCGGUGAUGUAUUAUUAUAAGACAUUUCAGUUUUAUAAAUUUCGUGGAGAAGGCGAGAAGGACUCACCGCCAUAUCUGAUCAAACUAUAACAAGAUACUAAAACCGAAAACUCAACUUCAAGAUUUUAUUUUCAAAACAAACCGGCUAAGUACCGUUAACAUAAAUAAAAAUAAACAAUGUCUCCUCUUAAAUCGUGCAAAACUCACUACAUGGAAAUUAAUCUUUCUUUUCGGGAUUUUAAACAAGAUAUCUUUAAAUUUAUUAAUCCGUUGUUUUAAACACGUUUAACGCUCCUACUGAAAAGGUUCAUGUUUUCCCUCAUAAAAUCUAACCCAAAUUAUUAUUACAGGUAAAUUCGAACAUACUAUUUGUUUUUGUAAUGAAAUGACAUUUUUAACUACCCAGAUUUAUUGACUUAACUAAUUUAAAACCUUAAAAUGUACGGGAAUCUAUCAGUAUAGUCUUCAAAUUUCGCAACUAAAAAAAUGAAGAACAAAUAUGUCAGAACGAAGUGAUGACAUCACAACCACCCAUCCGGCAAUCUGAAAUGUGCUUAUGAAGGGAAAGCUUCGAUCCAUGAAAAGUAAAAACGAUUAAAAAUAUUAAACCUUAUAAACAUGAUAAGGCAUCAUAUUUACCUGAAAACAGAUUGUUGAAAUUUGUAUUCUUUUAGCGAGCAAAAAAUUAAAACACGAAAUUCACUAAAACAAGGGCACCUGUUUGUUUCUUAACAUUUAUUUAAGAUGUUGUUUGUGUAAUUUUUUUGUUAUUAAUGUGUUUAUUUACUGUUACGUGACGUGAGUUUCGUUAACACUUUAUUUGAAGCGUGCGCAAGCAAUAUUUUCUGUAAAGCGACCACCUAAUUGCUCUUUUUUGUAAUGGAAACCGAACACCCCCUUAGAGAGUAUUGUGUUUACAAUAAAAAAACACAGGCAUCAAGGGUUCCGAAACAAAAGCACCUUUACUCCGAAUCGAUUUAAGUUUUAUCUACCAAGCAUUUCAUGUAGUACCGGCUGGGAGAAUUUGGUGCUACAUCACUGAAGACAUUACAAUUGAUAUUUCGCGGUUACAAUUACUUGCCUGACAGUUUUAAAAUCGCGGUUUUUUUUUUCUGCAAGGAGAAGUUUGAUUAGCUAUACUGUUUAAUCUUGCGCAAUCGUCUUCGCGUCAGGUGAUAAUAACACUGAGUUUGUUGGAAAAAAACUAGGAGACAAACAAGCUGAAUAAAUUUAAGCAAAAAUUAUUUUGUCGUGAUCAACAAGAAAAUGACGCAGAUAGCCUACCAAUCUUCAGCAAAAAUAGCUCACACACUAGUUUCUCCGUCGUUUUUGUGUAAAGCCCUUGGGACCACAUUAUAAUUAAAGUGGUCUACAAUGCCUUUAACAAGGCCGGAAAAUGUUAACUGGCAUAACAAAACUUAAUCUUCUCGCUGACAUUAUCACGUUUUCAAAGAAAACGAACACUUUAAUCCAUUGUCGCCAUCAAAAAUAGAUCAUGCGCCUUGUCAUGAACUAUUAUGGAGCGAAACGGAAAGGGUGCUUUACUUUCGUACUACAGAGUGUCAGCAUAAGAUAGCUUCGAAACGUCACGGCGGAUUCCGUGAUAUUGAAAGCUUAAAAUCAAGAGACAAGUAUUUCUUAAAUUUCAUAAUCAAUCGAAAGGCCAAAGCAAGUGAAGUGUAUGAGAUCAGUUCAUGGCUUUGUCAAAUUGUAGGAGAAAGGGAUCACAUGAAAUAAACAGUUCAGGGUAUGUACUUCCUUUGAAAUUCACUUUCCACUGACGAUCAAAUUUUCUCACAGCUACUCUCGACAUGCAUAGUUUGUGGAUGUAUUCUUGAUCCACACCUCGAUCAUUUACACGAAACAAUAAUACAGACUCCCGUUGAUAUGAUAUUUACUUCCAAUUAUAUAAUUGAACAUCUAACAGCAUACAAGGUGUUGAACUAGCUUUCCUUGAGAUACCAGUUCUUCUCACAAUGCACUAUGGCAGUUUCUGAGCAAUUCUUGUGCGCAUUUUCGCCGCGAAUGAAAUUCUGUGGCGAAUCCAAACGAACUUUGUCAAUUCAAAACAUCCUUAGAGACUUUCUUACCGAGUUUUUUAGUUCUUUGCCUUGGUACCAAAACUUUUAGUCAAUUGAAAAUCACGCAAAAAAUGUAAAUGGAAUUAGUAUCAGCUAAUAAAAGCUUCUGUCUCGGUUCUUUGAUUCUUUGGUUAUUUGGUUCUUUGAGUCUCCAGUACGAAUAAACCCAAAAAGGUUAUUAAUUAUUCUAAUCACUCUGUGAAGCUUAUCUGGUAUCAUUACUUGUAUCUGAGCUAAUAGCAAAAUUUGAAUUGGUGUUAAUCAAAACCACUUUAAAAACUGUUUAAAGGAAAAGCUCGUAAGAUUGUAGUUUUCAAUUUUGAUAUUAAACAUUUUGUUUUUUUGAUAAGUUUGAAGGCAAAGAUUGUUUCUAGAUGUAAUUUAUUUUGCCACUUACUACUGGAGUCUCGUCUCAGUAAGCUUUUCAAACGACAAAAACUACAGGGAACCACGGUACAAGAAGUCAACAAGAUAUCUUUAGGAACCACUUGAUUAACCUUCGAUGAGGCGUUAUUGUUGUUUUUUUUACCACUUGAUUUGCUCAUCGAAUCAUCGUUCGCGUAUACUUGAAUUGUGAUGUUAGAUUUCCAGGUCAUGCACAUAACGAGACUCGGUACGAAUUACACUACAAUAUCUUUCGACGAAUUUCCUUCGCCAAAAUACACAUGUACUGCAUAGCUAUACAAUCAACAUUUGUAAUACCUGUUUUAUAACUGUAUUCGAUUUUUAAGCUAAUCAGCAACAGAUAAUUUUUUCUAAUAAUUUGCCUAUUUUAAUUUUAAUCUAUGACAGAGUGGAGAUUCUUCUGUUGGGACAUCAUAUUACCAAAAAAUAUUCUUUAACACCAACAAUUUGUUGAAAGUUUAGCAGAGCUUAUAUCAGCAAACGUCAUCACUGAUGAAGGGAUCCGGGUGGGUUCUGAAAGUUCUGCUAAACUUUCAACAAAUUGUUGGUGUUGAAGAAUAUUUUCUUUAUAAUUUUAAUCUAACAUUAAUAUCGCCUCCUAUACCGCUAGUUAAACUACAACAUGAAUAAUGCAUGAAGAUAUUGGUUUCAUUAUUCUACGAAGCACGUUUCAGAGUGAACUUAAAAAAGAGUGCCGGUUUUGUUUUUUUUUUUCGGAUCUCCGCACCCAAUCAGUUGCCGUGCACGAAGACUUAUAUUUACUGGAUGCCCCGGAAGGCGACAAUAUUUGUAUUAUUGCAUAUGCAAAAAAUACCGAACAGCAUCGUCCACGAUAUAAAACCCGCUCAACGGUCUGUUUUAGUGGUUAGUAUUUUAAUUAGGGUAUUCGGCGGUAAAAUUGUUUUCACAUGACGUCAAGGCCGCCAUAUUGGUGUACAAAGCAAUGCAACAGCGACCAUUUUGGAGUUCCAAGAAAAUCCUGUGGGGAUUAAACUCUUUUCUCGUGUAAAAACUUUCUUUUCUUUUAAGAAAUUUGCGUAGCUGCCGAUCACGUGAGUGAAAAUUUAUAAAUGUGCAUACGUAUGUAAUUAUUUACUUAUAUGCUUAUUUAUUUAUUGCAGAAAUCUACCAAAGAUAAAAAAGGGAAAGACAAAAUGGUCAAAGUAAAUAGCAACGAAAUAUCAGUGGAGAUUGAAGGUAACUAAUAAGACAAAUUUAACCUUUAUCAAUGAACACUGUAUUGCUAUCUGACUUCAAUUUCAAGUUUUAUACAUGGUUAUUUAUUAGUACUUUGUUGUAAGGUCAUGGAUGUCCAAAGAAAAUUUUUUGAUUGGCUUUUAUUUAGAAUUGUUACCUUAAACUGUUAUUAGCUUAAACCUCUCACCACUUAUUACAAAAUUGGUAUUAGUUUCCAUAACAACUCAUACUCAACCCGACUAAGAAGAAAACCCGAUUAAGUUGGAGAUUAGAUCGCACAUCCCGCGCUAGUUAGCACGGCUUCAAUUACUGAUUGGUCCAUUUGACCGUCUGCCCUGUUGUGAUUGGCUAAAAGGAAAAUUGCGCCACUUUAUAAACCAAUCAGAAAAAAAAAAAACUACACAAAAAUUGUGAUUAGCUGAAACGCGUUUUCCCGCGCUUGGCGAGGCACAAGUAUUUACUAUGGAAGUUUUCUGUGCUCUGUAAAAUUGUCCCUUUUUGACAAGUUGUAACACUUUGUAAAUCCAACAGAAGCCUUUUUCCUCUUCUUACGAAGACGCAAUGAUUAAUGUUGUACGUUACCAAAAAUACUUAAUGCCUAUAGGAACGUUCUAUGGACGAUCGAGACCCGUCCAUACAAGCAGCUUUUAACAUACCUGAUUGUCUAUAGACAUUCAACGUCACCUAAGAAGGACAAAAGACUCAAGGGCGCACUUACUGUAAUAGUUUUACAUCAUUCUUUAUAAACUUAAUCUAAUUCACAUAUAUCCAGAGAUAUUAUCACCUAGUUCUUAUUUCCAUGCAUCGGCCCUCAAUCGAGUUAGGCUAUUUCCACUAGGUAAGAGACGAGUGAAUUUAUGAUUUUUUUCUCACUGUCCUGUACUUUAUAAGCCUUUAAUUAAAGUUUAUCAGCAUUAUUAGCACUUUCAUCUACAUUUUCUUUUGUCAAGCGCAAAGAAUAUAGAAAGGUAAUGCAAAAAGAACUAAUUAAUGGCGAUUUAUUUCUUUGUGAUAUUAUCAAAAGAAAUUUAAAAUUAUCGGCACCUAAUACAGCAAUUAACCUUUCUACGUCACAAAACAGUGAAAAUAUCAAUAUUCGCUUCGUUUUGUUUUUCUUCCCAAUGUGUUUAGCGUAGGUUGAGAACUUUCUUUGUAAAUAUCGCACGCUUCAAACGACAAACGAAGGCAACUUGGUUUAAGAAGAUAACAGAUGCAUUUAGCAGAAUUAUGCCGUGUAAUAACGUCAGGCUAAGUUCGUAGACAUAACCGUGAAAAUGAAAUGGCUGACGAUAAUUGUGAUCAGUUUGGAUUUGAAAGCAGCGAGUCCACAAUUGGUAAGCUUUGAAUGUGUAGUUUUGUACGCCUUCCCCUCCAAAAUUAAGUAAAAAUUUCAAAAAUUUUAAAAUUCGUUUCUGUAAAAUAAUUUUGUCUAACAGGUUCCAUUUGAAUGGUGACACAAUAGGGUUUUGUUCACAGAUGCAAAAGUUAGAAUAGCAGAUCGUAUCACCACAACUUGGUCAAAGAGUUAAAGAGGUUAACGCACUCCCCUAAUGCUUUGGAUAGAGCGAGGUAUACGCACUUCAUUCAGUGUGACUGUUGCUUUUUAACAUUUGAUUGGAUGAAUUUUUUUGCGAUGUAACAAAGACAACAUACAAAAUAGUAAAGAACGCUGCACCGUUACUAUACCACUAACUAAGAUAUCUACCAUGCGCUUUGAAAGAAAAAAAAGCUCUCAUGAAUUCUGCAGUUCAUCGUACCGUUCAUGCCCCAAGGGUAUUGCUGUUGUUUCGUUAAGGAGGCAUAGAUAAUUUAAAGGUUCACUAAUUGCCUUGUCUGGCUGUCUAAGUUCAUUCACAUGAACGCUGGUUUGAUUCUUAAAGUUCGAAGCUUACAAAGUUAUAAAAGGAUCUCUCAUGGUCGAAGAAAGGACGCUCAAGAAUUUAAAUGAAUUGUCAGUAUUGUGACUUCUUACGCAUGUUCCACAAAGCAAAAAACUAUCAGUUUGGGAGACUCUGCGCUUUCUUUGGACGUGAACGCCACACUGAGUAAUAUUUCAACAUCCUUUUUCCACGCAUUCGUUCUCGUGAUGCCGGGGUGAACACUGCACCCGCGUCCCUAAACGAAGAGCUUCAUUUAUAAUCACUCACUCGACGAGCAUCGGUGUUAUCUACUACGCUGCGCGCGAUGGGUCGGCCUCGUAAUACAGUGACAUCAUUGGAGUUAGAGAGGGAUUUUGAAAGGGACUGGGGCUGACGAUAUGACGGCUACGAGCUUGUGCGGUGACCUGGCCGUAUGUUUUUAGAAAUUUGUAGACGGUUAAAUUGCAGGUUUUAUUCCUGUACAAAUAACUUCAAGAAGUUCCAUUACGGUUUUUUCUUUGACUUCAAUUUUCAAAACAGUUUGUACUUAUAUUAAAAUCGCAGUAUGAAGCUUGCCUUCGUUUUACCAACUUGUUUUAGUGAUUUGUUUUUUGAUCUUGAUAUGAAGUGACUGAAAAAAAGAAUCAAAAAGACAUGAAAUUUUUAUCUAUACAGAUGUUGCUUAUGAGGCUGGUCACAUGCUAACACCAGACAGCGGACGAAAGCACACACAAAUUACUGUCUAAAAAGCAGAUAAGAAUAAUUUUUGCUACCAGCCCACGAAUUUACCAUUCUGUCAUUUUGUUAUUAUCACUUGAUACCUAGCCAGUCAACAUUACUCGUUUUCUGUUUACAAUAGGCGCCCUAGUUUGCCUCUGGCAUUGUCUUUGUACAUUGUGGUUUCGUUUACCCAAAUCUUUGACAUUUACACAAAUUAAUUUGAAAACAAUACAUGGCCGUGAGUAGCACGUCAACGUAUCAGCGCUGCUUAAUUUACAACUUCUCGUCGCCAAUUCGAAGAUUUUCACAGAUGAAUAUAGCCACUUAUGUUUGCAAAAAUGCGACUUCCACUUUGGGAGAGAAACCGACGAAACAGCGAGAAAGCAUUUCGUGUGCUUAGAAGAACUACUGCAGAAGGUAAAACCUUGCAGUCUUUGUUGUUGAAUUUUUUCCUGUUCAAGAGUUCGCGUUUUGAGCAAACACAUGGAGCGGAUGACACCACUUAAUAACUGAAAACUUGAGCAAUGAGAAGUUGAUCGGGAAGAAAAGGUUAUUCCAGUGAAAAAACGAGCAAAAAUAUCGCAGAAAUUCAAUUGAGUAUGGUUUGAGUGACCCGCAAGUAGCAAAACGGACGAAAUAAUAUGCCCACAUAUUUUGGUUACCACAAGUCGUGCAACAACAAAAGUUGGCAUUUUUAGUUAAAAGAAGUGCUAUUUUUAGAUUGAACGAUUCUUGAAUCGAGUCUAAAAACGAAAUUGAGACUUAAUAAUUGCCUGUGUGUGCCAUGGAUUAGUUUUAUUUGAAGUAGAGUUAUUAUUUGUCCUCAGGCAUAGAUUAUCUUAUAAGCAGAUUUACAGAUAUCAAUGUUUAUUUAAUAUAUGGCUAAAUAGACGGGAGACAAAAACAACUAUCUGACUUCUUAAAUGGUCAUAGGACUGCCAUCAUCAUUCAAAUUAGGCUGAUAUAAAAUUGUAUCGUAUGAUUCAUGUAGCGAUAUGAAACGAUCCUCGUGUAAAACUGAAUCCAAUCAACCGUCGCACGCUCGACGUCUCCUUUUAUUAAUUUCUAACGAAGGAUCUCACUGCGAGUAAGAAAUUAUUAACGGUUGUCUUUCGUCCUGAACAAAGACAAGGGGAAAGAUUGCGACUUGCACUUUCUCAGGUUUUUUUCAUCGUGUUUUGAAAGAAAAAACUGCUUAACAAAUUACUUUUUUUCUUUCCUCCCACUCAUUCAAACCAUCCUCUUGGUGGGGCAGGUGUUGCUCCUGGAAGUAAUCUGACAGUACUCGCUUUUAAAUUUUAGCAAACUUAUUUUUACAAGGCUCUUCCCCAUUGCCUCGAUCUUUUCUUUCGCUUAAAUCGCCAAUCCAAAUCAAGAGAAAAUGUCGUGUAGCCAAGAAAAAGACACGUUUGUAUUUUACACCUCCAGUUAUAUAACACGUAAUUUGAGGCCUUAUGUCCACGAGGCACGAAAAGGAUAGGUGAAGUUACAUAACACGUUACAUUGUGUUCGAGAGCUGUUUUUAAAUAUCUUAGACCUUGAGACUAGAAUUAUCAUAAGAGUGACCAAAAAAUAUGUUAUAUUGAGAUUCAGAUUUAAUUUUUUUUUAUAAAAAGUGUCGAAAAUAAUAAAAAUUGUAACUGAAGCACUGACUUCAAAAACUUGGUCGCGCCUUUAGAUUAUCCUUAUAUUCGAACGAAAUUUGUUUGGCAAUAAAUAUUCAUUAACCUAGUAAAUAUUUUUACGCGAGAUACAGCACGUUAUGAUAACAGAAACUCGUUUGUGUAUCAUAUACAUUUCAAACGAAGCGAACAUCGUUAAAACUCUUGACAGAAAGUUUCGACGAAUCGAUUAGAGAUAAAAAAAAGCUGGUAAAAAUUUUAAACUGGAAAUUACCCUGAAGUAUUAUUCAUUGUAAAUGAGAUUGAUAAUUGGUUUGCACUUUUUGCUGCAUUGCGCAUGCAAUGAAUUCAGAGACGAAACGACGAAUUCUUUUUCAAGAUCACAUUUUAUUAACUCGUCUCUGAUAUAAACCGGUUGUGUUUAUCUUAAAACCAGCAAAAAGUAGGAAUGAUUUGACAAAUGACCCCUGUGGAAGGUCGUUCCACUUAGUAUCCUUGACACUUUUGACAGCUAUAAAAGAAUACAAGUUUUAUAAUUUGCCAGCUUCCUGCGGUCAUCUUUUAUCUCCUAGCUAAUGAAAAAUCACGUGACUCAGCAGGUGGAAUUGUUACUUAUCAAAACACUUCACGCAACUAAGAAAAUUGAUUUACAAGAAAUACUGCAAAUACGUUUAAAUAGAAGUUAAUAUCGCUCAAGAGAUGCCUCGAUGGACUCGUUACUUAGAUUGCUCAUGUCAUCAUAGUGUCACUUCAAGGUGGUCUGAUAAAUUCAUUAUCAAGGACAGACAUGGAUAAAAGCAGACUGCAAAUUCCGAGUAGGUGACUGUGACACUGUCUUUGGUUUUAUCACUUUUCUGUUGUUGCGAAAUGAAUUCGAGGAAUAAUUUUUAAGGAAACCUGAGAACAUGAUUUUGUUGUUAACGUGCAUGCUAAGUGUUACGGGUUAAGCUGCACGGUUUCCUAUCAAGCUUUGCUGACCACAUAAAUGCUGAUUUAAACGAAAUUCUAGAAACUUCAGAAGACAGAUCACAUGGAAUGUUAAGGUCAAUUCUUCGAAUUUGUUGUUGUUGUUAUUAUUAUUUCUUUAGCCAGGUUGUUGAUAAUAUUUUUCUCAGAGUUAAGACAAACUUUUCAACUUCUAUCUUUCUUGGUCGUGUGAACAUCUUUCCGAUUUAAUAUGUAGAUUUACCCAUAAUAUUCAAAACUUUGCAAUUUAAAACGAAAGUUUUGAUUAAAUAAAAGCCAAAUCGUUUAGAUUUUAUUUAUAUCAUACAAAACGUUAUUUGUCCUAAAAUAAUUGAAAUCGAAAACUCUAACAAAACCGACGCAGAUGAACAGGUUCAUCUAAAACGCCACUUAAGAUGGUUCAAAACAAAUUCCCUUAUUCACUUGUUUAAUUAAAUAUUCCACUCCACAAGAGACCACGUCGUGCGCUAUUAUCCUGUUAAAGAAAGGUAUCGAGCUAUUUCUCAUAACAGACAGUACUCUAAUUUUCAUAAAUAUCUAAUGCUACCAUUUACAUUCCAAAUCGAAAUAUUUGAGCGGACGUCGAUUGAAGUUGGUGACUAAGCAAUUCGUGAGGGAACUUGUUCUUGAAUAUGAAAAGCUACGCAAAAAUGUAUUUCUAAAGUUAGUCUCAGGAAGUUUCUUACUGAAGGUUUGAUGAAGUAGGAACGCAUUUUGUUCAAGUUACCUCACGUUGAGAUUACAAGUCAAAUACAAAGCAAACUAAAUGAAAUUUAAGUUGGUCAUUUAUCUGUUUCACUAGUCAAGGCAAAACCUUAUGCAAAAAAAUUAUAGCUAUAAUACAUAAGGUUAAAAUGACCCUGCACGUUUUGAAAGUGAUCGUUGAUUUUAGAAUUUAACAUUCCGAUCCUCGCUUUCAGGUUCUGAAGUUUUUCAUUGUCUUCCUUAAAAUGCUAUUAGCAAUACAGUAACCUCUCGCCUUGCGCAAACCCCGCUAUAACGGACACCCCGAUAAUAGGGACAGCAGCUAAAUCCAAGGCAAAAAUAUUAAAAUUGGAGAUGUUUGACUGAAAUUAACUCCCGCUGUUACGGAAUCUCGCUUAUGAGGACACUAACUCAAGGUCGCUACAGUUUAUCUAACAGGAGAAAUCGCAAAUUCAGCUGACAAUCAUCCUUUUUUCUUAUGAGUUGGAAAUUUCUAGCUUCGGAAGUCCAUAACUUGACGUUAAGGCAACUUUUGACAGGAUAAAUCCACGCAACAGUUCGUCAAGAUUAAUGUUAAAAGUUCAAUAACGGAAUUUUGACGCUUUUGUGACUAAACCUGAUGUACACUACGUAUUAUUAUUAUUAUUAUUAUUAUUAUUAUUAUUAUUAUUAUUAUUAUUAUUAUUAUUAUUAUUAUUAUCAGCAGCAUCAUUACCACUAUGAACAUUUCUGUUAGAUCUUUACUACCCUGUGUAAUGCAAGUAUUCAUGGCAAAUAUAUAAUACGUGAAGUGUUUAGAAGGACUUAAACCAUUUCUAAUCUCGUCCAUUUUCUUUUUUUUAUUAUUUUCUAUAGAAGUCCCGGCGCCUUCAGUUCCUCAUGGCUCAAAAGACAUGACGCAGCCCUCAGUCUACAAGGAGGUGGAUCCGAAAGGAACUGCCGCCCUGUUAGAUAGACGCCGGGUUUCUGCAUCAGUCAGCGAAAUACGGGAUUUGUACAGUGCCCUACAGGAACUUGUGCCAGGGAGCGCAACAAGCUCAAUACCCCACAGAGCACUUCCAGAAGAACCGGGUGUCGCGUCCAACCCAAAUUCUCCACGACCACGAAGAAAAAGCCCGAAUGGUGCAAAGGAGAGUCGAAAUCUACCACGCUCCCCUAACAAUGAGGAGGAAUCCUUGAGAGUAAGGAGGCUACUUCCGGUCACUCCUCAAUCGCCAUCCACUUUGCGGAAGUUAAAGUCCAAAGCAGUUCAAGCGCUUGACAUCAACGCCAAUCAAACUUCCGUAACAGUCAAACGCAAGCCUAAUAUGGACAGGCGCGGUUCAAGUGGAGAGGUGUUGUUGAGUAUUCAGAGUGCUCAAACUGGAAAACCAUCACCAAAUAUGGGCAGAAGGGGUUCCAGUGGAGAGAUUUUGCUGGGCGAACGAGCCAAUCCGCUCAAGGCGCCAAAAAGUCCUAUGGCGAUGGCAAGAAGUGUCUCCAGCCAAGACAUUUCCAGAGAAGUGCAAAGACAAAUGAGACCGAAAAGCCCCAGUGCUUUGCGUUCAGUUACAAUGGACAGACUUGUUAGUCCAGACAUGCUAGCAAGAAGAGGCUCUGAAGGCAUAUUGCAUACACCAAAUAUGAAUAAACAGCGAAAACAUCUCAGUCCCCUCAGAAUGGGACGCAGGGGCUCUAGCGGUGAUGUUUUUUCAUCCGAAUGGAUGACACCUCCCAGUCCUUUAGGGUCAUCACAGAGUGAAGUCAUGGAGGAACAGACUGAAGGUACCAGUUACGACUCUUCCCCAAGGCGAGGCAGGUUAAUGAAUAAAAUCACCAAAUUUUCUAACUCUUUUAAAAGGAAAACUCAGUCAGCGAGCCCAGAACCAGCUAGAGAUCCAUCACCGGUCACCACACAAGAGAACAAUGAGUCGAUGGAUCAUUGCGACUUUACGGAUGGCCCUGUGCAGCGCAAGAAGUUAAACAGGGUCGAAAGUCAGAUGGAUCUGCUGCUAAAUUCACUGAACGAUCUUCAGGGAUCACCUAGACAGCCGUUACGCGCAAGCGCAAGUGACCCUGUCAGGCAACUUGACCAGCGACGCGGAAGCUUGGGCACUGAGAUGCAAGAAUUGUUGGGUGCCCUGCAUGAACUUUCUGCCAUGGCUCCAGGCUCCGAUUCAGAUUCUCUCGGUGAAAACGAGCCCCAACCGAGAGGUGGGUACGAGUCACAUGAUCGAGCACCUGUGCAGCGUGAAUCGCUCGAUCAACUUGAGGCGUACUUUACAGAAAAGCUGCGUGAUGCCACUCGGGCCGGGGCGUCUAAAACGCCAUCAGAGAGGUCUUCUGAAAGCGAAGCCUUUCACUCUGACAAAGAGGAAGGCGAAAUCAAACAACCACAAUCUGAAUCAUCAAGCAAGAAAACAUCGUUGGAAGUAGGAGCGAUCGACAGCGAAAUUGAUGUUGUUGAUCAUCCUAUAGAGGGCUUUCCAACAGAUUUCGACGUAAAACGAGCACAAGUGUUAGAAGAUCGGGAAGAGUUUGCCAACCAAGUCAACAAAAAACUACAGGAUUGGCUUGAAAAAGCAAUGACUUUGGCAAAAAAGGAAAAAGUGGCGGAAAAUGGACACUUCACCACUUCCGAAAGCGAAGAGCAAAAGUGUGACUCUCUGGAGUCUGAAGAAAGCGACAGCAGCAAAGACAAAGAGCCUCGAAGACUUAAAAGAAACCUUUUCUCGAAGCUAUCUUUUCUUCGCCGAGGCGAAAGAUCACGCGGCAAAUACAAACACCGAAGAAGCAGGUCAAUGCAUGACGUCACUUUCUCGUUGGAGAAUGAACGUCAAUUUCAAGAUGGCCAGGCAGAUGUGAAUACUACGACCCUUGAGUCUGCGCAGUCUCAAAGGAAAACGAGGCGUCCAAGCACAAUGACCCGGUCAAGAUCAUUGUAUAAUGUGCCGGCUUCACGGAACAGCCAUGGCGAGAGAAAGGUCAGGGAAGCAGAAGAUUUGCCGAACACCUCAAAAGAUAAAGAAUCGAAUGAGCCAGUCGCCAUUACUGGUCAAGUGUCAAUUUGUCGCUCUCAUGUUGAAAAAACUUCUAGCAAAGAUUUCCACGUUGGUGAUAAGUCUGAAAAACUGACUCCAACAGCGACGGAGAAACCAAAAGCGAGUGCAGCGUCAAGCUACCUGACGUUAGAGGCGACAAACGUAAAGCGCCUGACGCCGAAAAAACGACUGUGCCGUCUACCAACCGACCUGCCGUUCUUCUACACGCCAGAGGCUGAAAAGUGUGAUAAGAAACAAGAAUCUAAACAAGUGAACAUUCAAAAUCCAGCCCGAAACAGGAACAAAAUAUUCUCUGAAAAUGGUGUUAUUUACAAAGGUAUGGAGGAAAGUUUCUACACGGAAGUGCCAAAUGAAAAGGAAAAACUGAAAAGAGCAACCAGUAGUACACUGCCUUAUCCAAAAGUCCUUGUAAAUGAAAGGUCAAAUUGUUUCUUCGGAGACAGACUCGAAACAGAAGUGACAUUUUUUUACCCAGCUCCGCAAGCAUCGUCAAAAACACUGCGUCGUUUCGCCUCUAUGGACAGUUUUCUUAACCCAAAAGACGUCAAAAAUUGUGAGGCGACUGAGACGGUUUCUAGUUGCUACGGAGACAAGUCACGGGCGGAAGACGGGGCCCAAAACAAUAGGUGGAGAAGAGUGAGCGAUGAACAGUCUCCAUGCCCCUCCCCACCAGAUCACGUGUGGGGCGUGGAGGUGACGAUUUAA